AUGUUCUCCCCCGGUACGAGUCCUCUAUUCCCUGUUGUUGGCGAUCCACCAGCGUUGGACCGGCCUCAUCUCUUCGAUGACGAGCUGUUCGAACUUCGCUACUCAGCUGAUGGUUGUCGCUACUACGCCUUCCCUGCUUUGCCCUAUCUCCCCAAAGUUGAGCCCCCGCCGACCCCAAAGGUCGAAAAGUCCCAAUGGGAGAUCGAGGAAAGCGAACGCGUAGAGGCAAUUUUCGCUAAGUACGUGGAGGCUUAUAGGAAACAAAAGGAAGCUGAGAAUGCUGCUGAAGCGGAGCAGAAAGAAGAAGAAGAACAGGAAGAAGAAGAGCCGGUUCGCCCACCGCAGCUGGUGGUCCACAGCAAUUUCGCAGGAAAUAGCAACGAUAGCAGUGAAUCUUGCCACAAUGGAGCAAUCGUGCUUGCGGCGGCGUCAGUACCAGGACCUCCACCCGAGAUGGAAUGCGACUCGGAUUUCGCCAUUGGGCGAAACAUACCGUCCCCGAGCAAUCGUUAUGUGGAAUAUGAAGUCCUGGAUAAACUCGGCGAAGGGUCAUUCGGCAAUGUCUACUUAUGUGCGAUGAAGAGUCUACUCGGGGGGCACGCUCCUAGGCGAGUUGCCAUGAAAGUAAUUAAGAAUAAUAGCAGGUAUGCAAAGAAGCAUUUACAGCAUGCUGUGUUCGAGGCCCGUGUGCUGACUAUACUCGGCAAAUGCUUUAAUUUACCAAAGCCUGUCUUCUACCCUGAAGGUGAGGAGGUCCGAUCAGCAUUCUGGCCGGACCAGCAGUUUGAGACUCCAUUUUUGGAGUACUACGACAGUUUUGUUUUCAAGGGCCGCCCUUGUAUAAUCUCUGAACUCGCUGAUACGACUCUUCUAGAGUAA
Perkinsus marinus ATCC 50983 is the source of this 879-nucleotide messenger RNA. RefSeq lists its product as hypothetical. Gene Ontology annotation, biological process: protein phosphorylation. The coding region runs from base 1 to 879 and encodes 292 amino acids. The transcript has 5 exons. The record is from RefSeq and is a predicted model, not a curated record. Lineage: Eukaryota; Perkinsozoa; Perkinsida; Perkinsidae. Gene Ontology annotation, molecular function: protein kinase activity; ATP binding.